Actinia tenebrosa (Australian red waratah sea anemone) is the source of this 1320-nucleotide messenger RNA. RefSeq names its product cilia- and flagella-associated protein 107. The record is from RefSeq and is a predicted model, not a curated record. Gene Ontology annotation, cellular component: axonemal microtubule. Lineage: Eukaryota; Metazoa; Cnidaria; Anthozoa; Actiniaria; Actiniidae. Gene Ontology annotation, biological process: flagellated sperm motility.
AACGCAGAUGUUGCAUUGCGAUACAAGUAAAUAGAACGUCCAGAAGCAGAGCACUAGGACGCAUUGUGAUAAAUCUUACAAAAUAUCUUGAGAUGUUUAGCGUUGAUAAGUACGAUGAUAUUAAGUGGGGUCUGCCCGGCUGGAGAAUUGAACAACGAUACAAAAAUGAUGUUCUGAUUGGCAACUGGAACGAAGAAAGAAGAAAAUUUGAAAGAAGCAAGUCUCAUUUUAAUAGUACUCAAAGGACAGACUUCAAGAAUUAUGGCAAACAGCUGCCCGAUGUAAAAACCCGCAGAGAGGUAAAGCUACAAACUGAGGGUCUUGGAAAACAAUUUUUAUUUUCUCACCAUGGAGAUGCAUAUAAGGGCAAUAGAAUCACAUGGUAUGACCAGCAAUUCAAUAAAAGAGAAGUGACUGAAAGUGAAUUCAAACCACUAAGGACUUGGGAAAGACAGCGUCUUGUAUGGGCUCCGGAGAAAUCAGAUUAUCCCAUUCAAGGAUCUCCUACGAAUUUUGGUUUACUUGAAAAGAAGCAAGAACAAUGGAAAAAAGAGGCAGAGCUAGAAGACCUUAGUAUCUAUGCAACAACACAACAACUGAGCUUUAUUCCCCAUCAGCGCAAGUGUUACUCCUAUCGACGCUUCGCACCACCAAAGUUCAUAUCAAGUAAAUUUCACCCUCAUCACGUGAACAAGGACUUACAUCUUAGAGACAGUAAAUACCUAUCUGUCUGUGAGUACCCACCUGUCCUUGCCCCAGUAAUUUAGCUUCCCAAUUCAAUCCUGCUUCUAUAUAUUCUCAAUUUAGUUUGUUAAGUUUUGAAAUUAUUAUUUUUGAGAACAAUAGAUAGAGUGCACGCACUAAACCUAUGAAACAAAUACUAACUUUUAGUACUAAAUGGUGAUAAAUAAACAAUAGAAAACAAAGGAUUCUGUAUGAAAUAGUACUAAUUAGUACUAAUUAAUGUUCACUGAUUUAGUGUGUGCACUCUAAAUGGAAUCUAAAAAAUUACACAAAAAUAUUUUAAAAAAUCAUUAAAGUUUAUUAUUUCAAAAUGAAACUUGUUUCACAACAUACUUUUAUUACAUACUGUCAAAUGAAAGCACUACAAAUACCAUUUUGAUUGUCCAUAGUUUGUGGUCAAUAUGAUCUUUGUAAUAAGCUCUUGCUGUUCACCGACCCAUAUUUGCACUUAUAGAGCACAAAUAUAAAAUUUUAAGUUUUUAAAUUAUCUGUUAAAGUUUUAAAGAUAUUAGUUUGUGAAAAAUUUAUUUCCAAUGAGAGUUUGGAUAUGAUACUAAUAAAAAAAAGUUUUUGCAA